Messenger RNA from Pogona vitticeps (central bearded dragon), 2935 nucleotides. It is a transcript of the gene SOCS5, whose product is annotated as suppressor of cytokine signaling 5. The record is from RefSeq and is a predicted model, not a curated record. Gene Ontology annotation, biological process: intracellular signal transduction; phosphatidylinositol phosphate biosynthetic process. Gene Ontology annotation, molecular function: 1-phosphatidylinositol-3-kinase regulator activity. NCBI's taxonomy places the organism in Eukaryota, Metazoa, Chordata, Lepidosauria, Squamata, Agamidae. Gene Ontology annotation, cellular component: phosphatidylinositol 3-kinase complex.
CCCUCCGCCCCCCCGCUCUCCCUCCUCCAGUGCCUGUUCCUCGUCCUCUCUCGGCCUGAGGGAAGAGCCGUUCCCAGGCCGUGUGAGGAGGGGGCUUCGGGCCGCCUCUGUCGCGACCGAGGGGAAGGGAAGCGGUGGGAGUUCCUGGCCGGGCUCGGAGGCGGAGUGAGGCGAUGCUGGGGGGACUCGGGAGGCAGCGGCCAGCGCGGCGCUGAGAGAGAGAGAGAGAGAGAGAAGAGGGAAAGCGGAGCGAUGCACCGGCCCUGCAGCACAACGGCCAGGUUGAACGGCCGUGUCCGACGUUGCCCAACCGGGGCUUAGGUAACCUAAUCCAUGGGUAAAGUUGGGAAGAUGUGGAAUAGCUUCAAAUACAGAUGCCAGAAUCUUUUCAGCACUGAAGGUGGGAACAGAAGUGAAAAUGUAGAUGGAAACUGUAAUACAUCAAUUCAAGAUAAAAGUGUUUUCGUGCCUGACUCAGCUGAGCAACAACCAAACAGUCCUUUAAGAGAUGUUCCUUUACAGCUGGGUCUAAAUAUUUCAAAAAAUUCUUCAAGAAAAAAUCAAAACUGUGCCACAGAAAUCCCACAGAUUGUGGAAAUAAGCAUUGAAAAAGAGAGUGACCUGGGUGUUACUACAGGAGCUAGGAUUGCACGAAGGGAUUCCUACUCACGACAUGCACCAUGGGGUGGUAAAAAGAAGCAUUCUUGCUCUACAAAAACCCAGAGCUCUUUGGAGAAUGAGAAAAGGUUUGGCCGUUCUCGGUUGCAGAGGCGAGAGAGAAGAUACGGUGUGAGCUCUGUUCACGACACAGAUAGUGUCUCAAGCAGGACUGUGGGGAAUCGUUCUCUGCGGCAAAGACUGCAAGACACUGUGGGAUUAUGUUUCCCUAUGAGAACUUACUGCAAACAGUCCAAACCUCUGUUUUCUAACAAAAGGAAAAUACAUCUUUCUGAACUUAUGUUAGAAAAAUGCCCUUUCCCUGCUGGGUCAGACCUGGCCCAAAAAUGGCAUCUAAUUAAGCAGCAUACAGCUCCAGUGAGCCCCCACUCGAAUCUUUUUGAUGCAUUUGAUCCAUCUCUGGCUUCUACAGAAGACGAAGAGGAUAGACUCAGAGAAAGACGGAGGCUCAGUAUUGAAGAAGGAGUUGAUCCUCCUCCUAAUGCUCAGAUCCAUACCUUUGAAGCUACUGCACAGGUGAAUCCAUUAUACAAACUGGGGCCAAAGCUGGCUCCUGGUAUGUCUGAGUUGACAGGAGAAUGUAGUUCAUCACCACAGGGAAGUUCUGACCUGGAGGAAGACACAACUACUCUUUGCUUGCAGUCACGCAAGCAAAAACAGCGCCAGAUGUCUGGAGAGAGCCAUAGCCACAUCAGCAGGCAAGGAGCUUGGAAAGUACAUACUCAGAUUGAUUACAUACAUUGUCUUGUGCCAGACUUACUUCAAAUUACUGGUAAUCCAUGCUACUGGGGAGUAAUGGACCGUUAUGAAGCUGAAGCACUUCUGGAAGGAAAACCUGAAGGGACUUUUUUGCUCAGGGAUUCUGCUCAAGAAGAUUAUCUCUUCUCUGUGAGCUUCCGCCGCUACAACCGAUCUCUACAUGCACGCAUUGAGCAGUGGAACCACAACUUCAGUUUCGAUGCUCACGAUCCAUGUGUGUUUCACUCCUCCACUGUUACAGGGCUUCUAGAACACUACAAAGAUCCUAGUUCUUGCAUGUUUUUUGAACCAUUGCUUACAGUUUCCCUAAAUAGGACUUUUCCCUUCAGCUUGCAGUACAUCUGUCGGGCUGUAAUCUGCAAGUACACUUCGUAUGACGGGAUUGAUUGUCUCCCUUUGCCAUCAAUGUUGCAGGACUUCCUGAAGGAGUAUCAUUAUAAGCAAAAAGUUCGAGUGCGAUGGUUGGAGCGGGAACCAAUUAAGACAAAAUGAACAGAGAUGAUCCUCAGUAAGCUCACUAGAAUCUGUGCUUUUUGUGUGUAUAACUGCAAUAAGCACAUCAAUGUUUAGCCUUUUUGUUGCUGUUGUUGUUUUUUGCAAUAUUGUACUUCAGGCUUAUUGUAUCAGAUUAUGUCUGCAGUUGAUCAAGGCUAGUUGUGAAUACCUCUUGAAACAACAUGCAGAAUACAAAAAUCACAUGUCUGGGUGUUUUUUUAAAUGGAGGCUUUAAGGUUAUAAUCAGCCAAUUCUGAACUGUACUUUUUCUACUGCAGUUCCUAUAGUAAUUAUGUAAGGCAGCUACUGGGUAUUGCCCUUAGUUCCAUUCAAUUUCAGAUUUCUGAACAAAGUGGGCUGCUGGCAUUUUUGUUUGCUUAUUUGAGUAUAAGCACUUAAAUGUCAACACAUAUGUUCUAAUAUAGUUGUUUCCUCAGCAACAAAACAGAAUGCUACACUUUUCAAAGUUCAGUUUCUCCCUUGUCAAUUUUUGCAUUAAAGCUGUUUGUGGAGAAAAAUCCUGAGCAACAGGGAAACUGUGCCAUCACCUGGCACUUCUGAAAAUCAAUCAUGUGCAUUAAUGAGCAUUUGUAUGCAUCUUGCUCUUUAGCAAACUUCUUUUUUCUAAAUAGAGUUGUCUCCCAUUUAAAGGCAUUCAAUGAAUUAAUCAUGCGAAAAUAGAUUAAUCAGCCACAUAAAUCUACAUUUGCACAAGAGUAGAAUAAUAAUUCUAAAAGGAAAAAAACACAUCCCAGUCAUUGACAUCAUCCGCACAGAAUGCCUAAUAUGGUGAUUCAGAAGAGGCUUUAACCCUACUGCAGCUUCCCCAAUUUGUUACCUUCCAAGUGUGUUAGACUAGAAUUCCCAUCACACUCCUGCCACCACUUCUAAUGUUGGAUGAUUGGGGUUGCAUUCUGACAUAUCUGAGAGGUACCACAUUGGGGAAGGGUGGCAUGCUGUUCAGAAGGGGCAGUGCCUUGUGUAAAAUGUAAUUUGCUAUUUA